Molecule: messenger RNA, 763 nt
Organism: Cryptomeria japonica (Japanese cedar)
Lineage: Eukaryota; Viridiplantae; Streptophyta; Pinopsida; Cupressales; Cupressaceae
Exons: 4
Coding region: 165-587 (140 amino acids)
Source: RefSeq, a predicted model, not a curated record
GUUGAGUAGAGUUAGAUUAGGCAUCCCAAAAAAAUUAGUGAAAAAGUUAAAAGCACAAUCAAAAUACAAAAUCGAAGACCUUCAUCGCAAAAUUCACCUGUUUGUGCAAGCUGUGAAAAUUGGAGCACUAGGGUUCGAACUGGUGACCUUAGCAACUAAAGCAAAUGCAGAACGGGAAGGAGAAAAUUGAAGAGGAUGAAGCGGAGCAGGCAGAGGCAGGAGGAGCAUUGAGAAGCAUAGACGCUAAUACUACGCUUUCUCAGUAUGCUUCCUUCGCUGGAUCAAAGUUCGCACCCUUCGUUUACGAUGUCGUUCAGCAGACACAGACUUUCGUGGAAACUCUGCUUCCACUAAUCAGUGAAAUAGAUGCAGGUGCUGUAGAGAUCAGAGAAGAGGUGCAGAGAUGUAGAGAGUUGUGGAUGGAUCGCAAAUGUAAGCUGGAGCAAGAGAGGGAGCGUUUCCAACAAGCUGCAUGCACAGUAUUGGAGAUGCUCAAUAAAUCAUCACAUACAAAUACUUCUGCUUUAACAGUUUAUGCUGAUCCUGCCAUGACACAGGAGGAGGAUUCUCGUCAAACUCAAGACUGAAGCAUGCGAGGAAGUAAAUAUAAUUCAGAAAUCCUCAAUUUUUCAUUAAUAGAAAAACUCUGUCACAUAAAAGGUGGCACUAGAAUGAAGGCCUUGUAUGUAUUCAAUGUUUGAGUUUCUCUUCAUAGACGAUUAGUACAUUACCAGAUACGUACUUAAAAGUUUGUUCAUAAAAA